This is a messenger RNA of Chironomus riparius, 2175 nucleotides long. The record is from the annotation of a GenBank genome assembly. NCBI's taxonomy places the organism in Eukaryota, Metazoa, Arthropoda, Insecta, Diptera, Chironomidae.
AUGGCUGAUGUAAAUUGUCACAAAGUAUUGAUGAAGGCUCUAGAUUACGAUGAACGUGGAGACAAGGAACAAGCUAUUCAUUACUAUACAAUGGCUGUAGAGCUUAUUUUAAGCAUUGAAGAUAAAGAGAAGCGUGAGAAGAUGAACAAAUUUGCACGACAAGCACUCGAUCGAGCAGAGGAACUAAAAGGAAUUAAAAAAAAUGAAUCGCCAAAAGAGUCAGGCAAGAAAAGCAUUCAAACACAAAGUGCCUCAUCGCCAACAACAAAUGCACCAAAUAAGACGGUACCUACAGUACCAACACAUUCACCAAAAUUGGAAGUGACAUCAAAGGAAGGAUAUACAAUGGAAGAGAAGAAGGUUUUAGAAAAAACGUCCACAAUUAAUGCUAAAGUUUAUGUCCCAUUUAUGGAGAUUGAUGCUAAAGAGCGAUUUAACUUUCCAAUUCCAUUUUCUGAUAAGGAUGGCAUUUUAGAGUUGUCACCAAAGCAGAAGAAAGAAUUUGUUCAAUGGAUGAGAAUUAGCGAAUUAUGUCAACAACCAGAGAUUAUUAUUGGAACUAAUCCAGACUAUCAUGCUAUUAAACAAACGGUUGUAUCUGACUGCUCAUUCGUAUCAUCAUUAACUGUUGCUGCAUUGCAUGAAAAGAAAUUUAACCGUCGAAUCCUUACAUCUAUCAUAUAUCCACGAAAUUCCAAGGAUGAGCCUGUCUAUAAUCAAAGUGGCAAGUAUUUAAUUAAACUAUAUGUUAAUGGCAUUGCCAGGAAGAUUGUUAUUGAUGACUAUUUGCCCGUUGGACGUCAUAAUCAGCUCCUGUGCAGCUACUCGAAUAAUAAAAAUGAAUUUUGGGUCAGUGUACUUGAAAAAGCGUACAUGAAGCUUAUGAACGGCUAUGACUUCCCAGGUAGCAACUCAAAUAUUGAUGCUUAUGCACUGACUGGAUGGAUUCCUGAAAGGAUAUCAAUAAAAAAGAAUGAUCCAGAUUUUAAUGGCAAUCAAGUAUUUGAUAGAUUAAAGGAAGGCUUUCAUCAAGGACGUUGUUUAAUUACAGUCGCAACUGGUGAAUUAUCAGAUGCUGAAUGCGAUAGAACUGGACUUGUUAGCACUCAUGCUUUUGCUGUAAUUAAUAUGGCAGAAGUUGAUGGCGUGAAGCUUUUAAUGUUAAAAAAUCCUUGGAGUCACUUACGAUGGAAAGGAAAUUAUUCAGAACAAGACAGUCGAUGGACACCGGAACUGCAGAGGAUACUUAAUUAUGAUCCAAAAAUGGCACAGUCAAUUGAUAAUGGAAUCUUUUGGAUAGACUAUUAUUCAUUGUUAAACUUUUUUGAUGUAUUUUAUUUAAAUUGGGACCCAGAAUUAUUUAAAUACACUUACUGUACUCAUAAGAUGUGGCAAUCAGGCAUUGGGCCUGUUAAGGAUGCAUAUACAAUUGGUGACAAUCCACAAUUCUCAUUGGCAGUUCCUCAAGGUCGUGGAUCAGUUUAUGUCCUACUUACAAGACAUAUUACAAGUAUUGAGGACUUUCGUGAAAAUAAGGAAUACAUAACAUUGCUAGUCUAUCAGCAUAAGAAUGGCAAGCGUAUUUAUUAUCCACAUGAUCCAGCACCUUAUAUUGAUGGCAUUCGUAUUAAUAGUCCACAUUAUCUCUGUAAGAUUAGACUUGAUCCAAAUGCAGCUAGGAAGUAUACGCUAGUUGUGUCUCAGUAUGAAAAGACUACGACUAUAUUUUAUACAUUACGUGCUUACUGCCGUGAGCCAUUUGAGCUUAAAUCGCUUGAUACUUAUUUAACGACAAAUCUUCAAGUCACUGGUGAAUGGAACUCAUCAAAUUCAACGGCUGGUGGAUGUCAGAAUCAUAAGACAUACAGGAACAAUCCACUAUACAAAGUGACAUUAGCUAAUGAUGGAAAUUUAGCUGUUGAAUUGAGAGCACCAAAAGUUUUUCAAGUUGGACUAGAAUUGACUGUUAAGGAACUUGAUGAUUCAUCACUAACUGCACCAUUUAUAAGUAAGACAACAGACAAUUUCAGAAGUGGGUUUUGUGUUCUGGAUCUUGAGAAUUUGAGUGCUGGGAAGUAUCUUAUUCGUCCAAGUACAUUUUUACCAAAUCAGGAAGCACCAUUUUUCCUCAAACUUAAAUCCUCAGCAAAGCUACAAAUUGAAAAGGAACAAUAA